GAAGUAUUCCAAAUGGAACAUAAUGAGAAAUCCCCGGAUGUGGACGUCAUAGUAAAACAAAACGGAAAAGACACAAAUACAUAAAUUACGUGUUGAAAGGAAACAUUUUAAGGUUUUGACUGUGAUAGUUCAAUUAAGUGACUUUCAAUCUACGUUUAUAAUGUCAACACCAGCAAGAAGAAGAUUAAUGAGAGACUUUAAAAGAUUACAGGAAGAUCCUCCAGCUGGUGUUAGUGGUGCUCCAACAGACAACAAUAUUAUGCUAUGGAACGCUGUUAUAUUUGGUCCACAUGAUACACCAUUUGAGGAUGGAACUUUCAAAUUAACUAUAGAAUUCACAGAAGAAUAUCCUAAUAAACCCCCUACUGUUCGAUUUGUUUCUAAAAUGUUUCAUCCAAAUGUUUAUGCGGAUGGAAGUAUAUGUUUAGAUAUUUUACAAAAUAGAUGGAGUCCUACUUAUGAUGUUUCUGCCAUUUUAACUUCUAUACAGUCCUUACUUGAUGAACCAAACCCAAACAGUCCUGCAAAUAAUCUGGCGGCACAGUUAUAUCAAGAAAAUCGUAGGGAAUACGAGAAGAAAGUGAAAGCCAUAGUUGAGGAGAGCUGGAUAUAUCAUGGGGAAGUGGCCAGUUGAAAAUGUACAUAAAUUAUGGUGGAUUUGGGUGAAACACUGCUAAAAGUGGUGAUCCAUGAUAACAACAAGCUGUAAAAAUUACUAAUGCUCACUUUUGAAUGCAAAAUGUAUUGCCUUAAAUGUGAAAUGUAAGUUUUUGUGAGAUCAGGUUAAAUAUUUAGAGAUUGGACUGAACAAAUAUUUUUGGGAUACACUUGAGCAUGUGUAUUGUGUUUUCAUGAAUGAUCUUUUGUUUUGUUUAAGUAAACCUUUAAGAAACACUAAGUUUGUUGUUUACAUGAAAAGUUUUGUCAGUUUAUUAAUUAAAAUGGAAUAAUGCAGUUGCUUUAAACAUGUAUACAAUCAAUGUGUAAACUUGUAUAUUCCAUGUGGACAAUUUGUAUGAACCCUUUUUUUCUGGCUGAAAAUUUGUAUGUACUUAAUUGUUAAUAUCUGUGGCUGAAAGUGGACAUUGUAUAAGUUUAUGAUCACAGAGUUUUAAGGCUUAACAUGUAGGGAUAUAUUAAAUAGAGGUAACUACCUGGCUCAGCAGUAAAACAGCAUGUUGCCCUUAAAGAUGAUUUUAGUAUAUUCUGUUAAAGUCAAACUUAUUUUCUUUUUGUUAAUAAUUACAAUAGUUGUUAUGAUUUUAUUGUUUGUAAUUUGAUAAAAAAAAGUAUUUUAAGUUAUUUGUUUUUUAAGAGGCAGUGUUCCUUGAAUGAGGAAGGUUUUUGUUUAGUUUGGUUGGGGAUUUUGGAAGAGGGGACUGAUUUGAGUAAGGGGCAGUUAAGUGGUGUGGAUAAAGUCGGGUGUCUGUAGUAAAUAUUACCAUGGACUCUUUAUGAGAAAAAAUUAUAUUUUUUUAAUGAUAAUAAGAAAAAAUACAGUUUCUGCAUUGGUUUUAUUUUAAAUUCUGGUCAUUCUUUGUUUUUAAUAUUGAUUUUUUUUGUAUUUUGAAGACUAGGCCUUAAUUUAUAGUAAAUUGAGAUCCGAUUUAAAGUUUUUUUUCCCCUAAAGAUUACUUUAAAAAAACACACCAAAAAGAUGGCAGAAAUAAGUCAUUCAAAAAUAAUAUUUUAAGUCAUAUUCAACUUUUAUAUUAAGGUGUUAGAUGAAGUGAGCAUAAUGCAUAAAAAGUAACUCUGUAAAGGGGUGUGUGUAAUUUUACCAAAUUAAUUAUAUUUCUAUCUUAUCAAUUUCAAAACCUGAACAUGUCUUUUGUUUUAUAAAUAAGCUGGCCAUUCGUAUUUCGUGUAGUACUAGUACAUGUAAAUUAUUAAAUGUAUUUGGAUUACCUCCCUUUAAGUAAUAGCAUAGCAAAUUAUUACAAAAUUACAACUGUGACAGUAACUUGUGAUGGACAAAUUCCUUGAUUUUAUCAGAAUCAGGAUUGGAUCUCUGCAUAAUUUAGAAUAGGAAUGCCCAGCCUAUUUAGUUGAAUAUAGGUGUGAAAGAUUUGUAUUUGUGUAUAGCUACAUGGUUUUCCUAAAUGUUUCAUUGUGAUAUAGGAAACUCAUCUUGUUGUUUUGUAAUGUUUUAUUUUAUCUGGUAUGCAAAUUGGGUGUACCAGUACCAUUUUUGAAUAAACAUCUUUAUUGUAAAAAUAA
This is a messenger RNA of Ruditapes philippinarum (Manila clam), 2220 nucleotides long. RefSeq names its product ubiquitin-conjugating enzyme E2-17 kDa. Gene Ontology annotation, molecular function: ubiquitin conjugating enzyme activity. The record is from RefSeq and is a predicted model, not a curated record. The coding region runs from base 161 to 634 and encodes 157 amino acids. Gene Ontology annotation, cellular component: HULC complex. Gene Ontology annotation, biological process: proteasome-mediated ubiquitin-dependent protein catabolic process; DNA repair; protein polyubiquitination. The transcript is spliced from 5 exons. Lineage: Eukaryota; Metazoa; Mollusca; Bivalvia; Venerida; Veneridae.